Molecule: messenger RNA, 5260 nt
Organism: Anolis carolinensis (green anole)
Lineage: Eukaryota; Metazoa; Chordata; Lepidosauria; Squamata; Anolidae
Gene: ppp1r12c
Product: protein phosphatase 1 regulatory subunit 12C
Exons: 23
Coding region: 138-2810 (890 amino acids)
Biological process (GO): signal transduction
Cellular component (GO): cytoplasm
Molecular function (GO): phosphatase regulator activity; enzyme inhibitor activity; protein kinase binding
Source: RefSeq, a predicted model, not a curated record
GCUACGGAAGCCCAGAGGCGUUGUUUCUCCUCCUCCUCCUCUUCCUUCAGUCCAAGAGCAGCGCUGGGCCGGGAGGGCCGCCCAGCCGGGCUGGCGGCAGUGGCGGGAGAGGGAGGAGGAGGAGGAAGGCGAACAAGAUGGCGACGCCGCUGCUGUCCCUCUCUGAGGGGGAAGGCGCCCGCGCUCGGCGGAGGGAGCAGCUCCGAGCCUGGGCUGAGGCUGAAGCUGAAGCAGCAGCGGCAACAACGGAGAAGGCUGCUGCUCCGGCGGCUGCUCCUGGCUCGGCCCCGCCUCCUUCUUCUCCUUCUCCCGCCGGUUUCAAGGCCUCUCCCGAAGCGGGCUCCGAGCGGCGGCGGAGGCAGCGGCGGCCCAGAGUGGUGCGCUUCGAGGCGGCGGCCGAGUUCUUGGCUUGCUGCGCCGGGGCCGAGCUGGAGGCGGCGAAGGAGAUGCUGGCCGCAGACCCCGGGGCCGUCAACGGGACCAACGCGGACGGCAUCAGCGCCCUCCACCAGGCCUGCAUCGAUGAGAACAUGGAGGUGGUUGAAUUUCUGGUGAUGAAUGGAGCUGAUGUGAACCAGGCUGACAAUGAGGGCUGGACUCCUUUGCAUGUUGCUGCAUCCUGCGACUACAUCGAAAUCGCACAAUAUCUCUUGGACCACGGUGCCAACAUUGCUGCAGUGAACAGUGACGGGGAUGUGCCAUUGGACAUUGCUGAGGCUGAUAACAUGGAGGCUUUGUUGCGUUCUGAGAUUGGAAAGAGAGGGGUAGAUGUAGAAGUAGCCAAGCGAGAGGAGGAGGAAAUCAUGCUUCGUGAUGCUCGUCAAUGGCUGAAUGCUGGCAAAAUAUCUGACGAGUCACACCCCAAAACCGGAGCCACUGCCCUGCAUGUGGCAGCUGCCAAAGGCUACAUUGAGGUUAUGAGGCUGCUCUUACAAGCUGGCUAUGAGCCCAAUGUGCGGGACAAAGAUGGCUGGGCUCCCUUACAUGCGGCAGCCCACUGGGGAGUGGAAGAGGCCUGCCGCCUUUUGGCCGAGCACUUUUGUGAUAUGGAGGCACUCAACAAUGUGGGUCAGCGUCCCUGUGAUCUUGCAGAUGAAGAUACUUUGGCUUUACUUGAGGAGCUGCAACAUAAGCAAAAUGAUCUGCGCAGCAAGAAAGAAGCCCACCUGAUGCAAGCUGUAAUCGACACCAGCUUGGAACAGCCCCCAUCUUACACAAGCAAGCACCGAAGGAGCUCUGUAUGCCGAAUGAGCAGCAAGGAGAAGAUCUCUGUCCAGGACCAAUCAAAGGAACGCAAGACGUUGGGGACCAUCGCUGUUGGCGAGGAGGAGACCAGUUCAGCCUCAGAAGGAGAGGAAACUCCUGAUACCAAUGAGGUGAAGACCACUCCCGUGACAGAUAGCAGUGCAGUGAAUGGAGUCUCUGUGAUCCCCAUUACUCCUCUGUCCCCCAGUCCCACAGGGCAGAAGUUCUCUGGAGGCUCCAGCCGCACCAUGGAACCAGAGGAUGCAGCAGCCCCUGCCAUCUGGAGGCAGAGCCUACGUAAGACGAGCAGUUUUGGGGUGCUGCAGGAUGCCAGACUGGAGGAUGGGGCUGCCAAGGAAGGCAGCGGCAUCAAGCGCUCAGCAUCAAGUCCCCGGCUUGAUACAGAGGAAAAGCAAGACAUCCGGGAGCUCUUACAGAAGUGGAACAAGAACCCCAUUGGCCCAGGGUUAGCCCAUAGGAGUGCUGCUUCUGAGUCAGCCGCUGACCCGAGCAAAGAACCACGCCUGGCCCGGGUAACCCCAACACCUACUCGGCGGAUAUUUGCCCUUCCAGACACAGAACCCCACAGAGAUCCCCGGAGAGCAAACUUAGAAGGUGGCCUUCAGAUGAAGAUAGAUACAGCCCUUGUCCCACACCAGUCCCUCUCUUCCACUGCCAUCAGCUCUGGCAUGGAUCCUCAGGAUCGCCGAAGGUCAUACCAGACGCCAGUGCGAGAUGAAGAGUCAGAAUCCCAGAGGAAGGCCCGUUCCAGGCUCAUGAGGCAGUCCAGACGCUCCACACAGGGUGUUACCCUCACAGAUCUAAAAGAGGCUGAGAAGACAAUGGGCCGGACCGGGGAUUCCAAAACUAUGUCAGAACAGAGAAGCAAGGAGGAUGAGAAGCAUGACAAAGAUGAAGAGCAGCAUGCCCAGGAGUCUACGGUAGAGGCUUGGGACUCAUCUAGAAGAUUCCGGCUCUCCAGUUCAGACAGUGCUUCAGUUUAUACUGUGAAUCCAUUAGUGGUGAAUUCGCAGCCCAGAAAGGGCUCCGAAGCUGAUGAGACCGGCUCAGAGGCAGAUACAGACCUCCGGAACAGAUUGGCUAUUCGGGACCGCAGAAAAGGCCGUCGAGAGAGACGCAUCACCGGAUUGGGCGGGAACUCAGAGGGUGAGGAUGACGAAGAUGCUGAGCAAGUCAACAAUGAAGAUCCCUCUGGACAUGGCAGUGAACACCUAAAUAACCUCCUACCAAACCGGACAGCUCCCUACAGCUGCCAGAGACGGAACAGCGCUUCAUCGGGUUGCAAAGAGGAACCCGAUCACUAUUACAAGAAAUUGUAUGAAGAUCUCUCGAUAGAGAAUGAAAAACUAAAGGAACAACUACAAGAAGCACAGCUGCAGCUGACACAAAUCAAGCUGGAGCUAGAAAGAGUGACUCAGAUGAUAUUGCAUCACAAAAUCUACAUUCUCAGGAUCUUUCUGGAUUCAAGAGGAACGCCGAGCUUUGGAGAGGAAAGCCGCAGAGCUAGAGGAAGAGUUGAAGGCUCUUUCAGAUUUGAAGGCUGACAACCAGCGUCUCAAGGAUGAAAAUGCCGCUCUUAUACGUGUUAUCAGCAAACUCUCCAAGUGACCACUGCUGCCACGGCCCCUUGAUGAAGUGGAGCCUUAUUCUGCGCGCUCCUUCUUGCGCACCAGCUCCUCAAUAAGGACAGGAGAAAUACAUGAGGAGAGGGGCAGCCAAGUUUGUAUCGCCACCAAAACACUCCAGAUUUGGGCUCUUCCAAGCCUCAGCCAACCAGAAGCCCACCAACCAUGCUUUUCUACAAAGAAGGCAAAGUUUGUCAGCAGAAACAAUGUCUUGCACGUACCCUUUUUAUUUUUCCCCUUUUCCUUUUCUUUUUACUUCUUCAGAGACAGUAUUUAUUUUGUGGCUUCCUUACAGUGAUGUUAUUUGCUUGUUGCUUUUCCUUCAGUGAAUAAAGGGAGUGAGAGUGAUAGGAGCCAUUCUUUUUGGAGGCUUGUAGAAGUGGUGUGGGCACAAUCCAGUUCAGCUUUUCUGGCAAUAGGGGAGAUGAAACAACAGUUUGGAAGCAAAAGGCCAGACUUUAGAAGCUGUGCAAAGAGUAGCAUUAAUGGGAAACCUAUAGUCUGGACUAUAAGAAUUGCUCCCUAAUGGAGAAUGGGCAUUGCUUAUAGCUCCUUAGGCUGCAGGCUUGAACCUUGUAAUCCAAGAGCAGCAUUGUCCCGGCACUGGUCAUCCCAUGGCAUGGGAGAGAGGUUGUCUGGACUCAGUCCAUGCAAGUUCUCACAGCAUGAUGAAGACUUAAUUAAUUGGUAAUUGCAUAAAUGCUGCCAGAGGGCAGCUGACUCAAAAGUAGUAGAGUAAAAAGGUUGCAUUUAGUAAAUGACUAUUGUAGCAGAGGGGAGCACAACCCAUAGCCUGUGGCUACAUCCCAUGUAGCCUUGUAAUCUACCGGGACUCCAUCCACUUUGUAGUAUAACAAUUAAUUGGGUUGCAAGAUCAGGAUAGUGAUGGUAGAAGUGCUGUUCUCUAGCUUCUCAAUUCGCUCUCAUCAUGCUACUUGUAGCACUGCAUAGACCAUGAUCUUGGUAGAAAUUGCUAGAGGAUGGGAAUGUUCCAAGAUGUGUUUAGGAGAAUGUAAGCUUUUGUGUGGAGAUAGAUGUGUGUAUGUAGCUCCAAGCUGUUAACACACGCAGAAGACAAGAAAGAUUGUGCAGCCCUGUUGUAGAGACCCAGGCAACUGAUCUGGGGCCUAGAAAACCUAAGCAAGCAGCUUAGAACAGGACAAUGGGGCGGGUGGGGAAAUGUGAUUGUAUGAGGCAUUGUAGCCACAGCCUGUUUGAGGCCUUGUAUGGUUUAAUCAGAGGGAGAAUCAAGUUGACUGUUAUUUUAUUUUUUUAAAUGGUGUGUAUGAUUGUCUGCCUUUCGGUUGUCUAGAACCAAAGGGACGCGGGAAUGCUGAGGGGGCAUUAUAUGGCAGAUGGGAUAGUAUUAAUUGCUGAGAAGAGUGUGAAGUGCCAUAGUUGUGGUGAGGGAAGACAGAGGCAAGGGUAUGGUUACAGUUGCUCCUUUCCCUUGGGCAAUUGACUUUGACUCCUGUCCUUCUUUUUCCACAACCUUUUUUGUUUAGAUGUGAGUUUGGUCCUCAGUUGUCCAGCGUUAGGCCAGACGCCAGAGGCUGUUCGUACUCCUUCCUUGCCGGAAUCAGGUCUAAAACCAAGCCCAAGAGAAACGUUCCCUUUCUUCUUUAUACCUUCUGGACACUACCCAGUCCAGCUGCAAGGUUAUCCAAAUGUUUAUAACCCUGGUGUCCGGCAUGGAUACCAGAGGCCGUAUCCAGCUCCAUAUUUGACAUUGCCCUAGUUGCCAACCUUUGACUCCCCGCUCCUCUUCCUCCAGAAGCUCUGCUUCCUUGACUCCUCCCUGGACUCCGCUGCUGCUUUCCUAGAGGCUAUGCGGGGUUCUACAUGUCUCUCCCGCAUUCUUCUUCCUGCACGCACACAAUCAAAUAUUUUCAACGUUAAAACUGAGGGCUAGAAGUACUUCCAAGUGAAACUGAGGGCUAGAAGUAAUUCCAAGAGAAACGGGUCCAAAGUACUACCCUGAAAAUCCUUUGUGUGUGUAUAUGUGUGUUUUUCCUGCGCUAUCAUGAGCCAAGAUUCCUCUGCCAAAAUAAAUAGUCCAUUCCUUUUUGCCAUGACCACCCUAUUACUCCCAUUCCCCUUCCUUCCCCUUCACCUGCCUUGGUCCAUGAAUUCCCCUCCCCAAACAUAUCUGUACAUAACAGAAGUAUUUUCUAUAUGGCUGCAUCGCCAACAAAAACAAGAAGAAAAAAUGCAGAAAAACCUAAAUGUGCAAUAUCGCAUGAGUAUUUUUUUUCCAAAGAAGUCUCUAUAUUGUACUUGUUUAUUCAGCAGCUCAGCUGCAUUUGUUUUAAAGGACAGGGAAAUGAAAGUUACCGUGUUUGACUAUAAUUAAAAAUGAUGAAAAAUUG